AUACCAUCAUAGGUUUUUGGAAGAAGGGGAAAAAAGACUUGCUCUAAUGAAAUCAUAUAAUCAAUUUCUUUAUGAGAUGCUUGAAGUCCCAGACAAGCUGAGUCAAUUAGAGACAUGGCAUGUAAAGCAGUUUGAUGAAAGUCUUCUCCCAGUCUAUGGUUGGAUUCAAGAAACAGGUAGGAUGGGAUGGAUUGAAGAGACAAGAUUACAAGGAUGGGAAGGUGAGGAGAAGGAUCAGAAGGAAUGGAACCAAGAUUUUGGAGGAUUAGGAUGGAACGAGAUGAAUGAAUGGAACGAUGAGCUGGUCAAUCUGGGAUUAGAUGUAGAAUCGGAGGGUUCAGAAUUUAGGAAACUGUUGGCAGAUUGGGCAGAGAAGGAGGCUAGCAAACUAGGACAAGGAGCAUCUGAGACAAUGGAGGCUAGCAAACUAGGACACGGAGCAUCCGAGACAAGGGAGGUUAGCCAACUAGGACAAGGAGCCUCAAAGACAAGGGAGGCUAGCAAACUAGGACAAGGAGCCUCAGAGACAAGGGAGGUUAGCCAACUAGGACAAGGAGCCUCAGAGACAAGGGAGGUUAGCCAACUAGGACAAGGAGCCUCAGAGACAAGGGAGGCGAGCAAACUAGGACAAGUAGCCUCAGAGACAAGGGAGGUUAGCCAACUAGAACCUGAAGCAUCCAAGACCGCGAAAAUAAAAAGAAGGAAGUAUACUAAAAGAUCUAAACCUAAUGGAAGAAAAGAAGAAAACCAGAACGGUCAGCUGGUGGAACUAGGUGGAGAAUACUUUUCCAACCUAGAGUCAGGAUUUCAAGUUCAAGGUUCAAGGUUUCUCAGGCAUCAAGAUUUCAACUAUGGAAAUCUUAUUGCUGUUCCUGCUCCUAUAUUUGUAAUGUUUGGUUUUCCUACUGGAGCUCAAUAUAAAAACUGAAUUUGAUGUUCAAUGUUAAAUGAAAUAUUUUUUUUCAGAUGGUUUAAAACAAAAAUGCAGAGCUUCGACUUUUUAGGUGUUCACAAUCGGUUAUAGGUUGAAACAUAAUAUACUAUAGUUCAUAUUUUGUGAUAAACAUAUAAAGAUCUUUUAUGAUUGUAAACCAAUUUCUAUUUCGAAGCAGAUCAAAUAAUGUUUAAGUUACCACUUUGUUGUAAUGAAUAAACAUAAAGCUAAAGGAA
Eurytemora carolleeae is the source of this 1170-nucleotide messenger RNA. RefSeq lists its product as uncharacterized. The transcript has 3 exons. The record is from RefSeq and is a predicted model, not a curated record. Bases 47 to 928 code for a protein of 293 amino acids. Lineage: Eukaryota; Metazoa; Arthropoda; Copepoda; Calanoida; Temoridae.